Molecule: messenger RNA, 702 nt
Organism: Cooperia oncophora
Lineage: Eukaryota; Metazoa; Nematoda; Chromadorea; Rhabditida; Trichostrongylidae
Source: the annotation of a GenBank genome assembly
AUGUAUGGUAUACAUCCUCUUCAGGUAGAUGCUCCCGAUCCGUCGAAAAUUCCAGUACAGGAUCUUGUUGGUGUUACUGUUCUUCUCCUUCGAUGCAAAUACAAUGGACAGGAGUUCAUUAACCUAGGAUGGUUUGUCUCAAAUGACUAUGAAGAUCCUGAGUUGAAGGAGAAUCCUCCAGCUAAACCGCUGAUUGAAAAGCUAACAAGGACCGUUCAAACAGAUGAUCUUCGUGUUACAUCAUUCCCCAUAAAAUGGGAUGAGAAUCAGCCGGAUGAGUAUCCUCCAGAACCCGAACAGGGCGAAAUCGACGAGGCAGACCUUAUUCCGGUGGAGGAUCCUGUUGAUGACGAAGAAAAACUGGAAGAUGAGGAUGAAGCCGAAGGUAAUGGCGGAGAGGAUGUGGAUCUGGAAGAAUGCAUGGAAAAAGACGAAGUGCAAGAUGAAGAGAAUGAGGAGGCGCAGGCUGACGAUGUGGACGAUAACGAAGCUGAUCACAAGACCGAUGGUGACGGAGAUUCGGCUGAUGUUCCCGAUGAUGUGGAAAUGGAAGAGGGUGUGGCAGAGACAUCGGGUAACACUUCAGCGACGGAAAACGUUGCUGAGAAAGAAGUAGUGGCUAAAGAAGCCAAAAACGAUCUCAAAGAGGCCGGUGACGCCCCGUUUUCCGAUGUAACAAAUGAGUCGCACGUUGCCCAGUAA